CAAUCAGCCAGCCCUCGCAUCCUGACCUGCUGACGGCCGACGCCCACAAAGCAUUGAAGAGAAGAAGAGAAGGGACGCCGCCGCGCGAGUUCACGUGGACGAUGGAGAGCGCCGCUCCCGUUAUCGCCAGGCCGUCGCUGCCCAAGAAGCCCUCGCCGUCGUUCCGCCUCCGGAACGGCAGCCUCAACGUUCUGCGCCUGCGCCGCGUGUUCGACCUCUUCGACCGCAAUGGCGACGGCGAGAUCACCCUCGACGAGAUGGCCGCGGCGCUCGACGCGCUCGGCCUCGGCGCCGACCGCCCCGGCCUGCAGGCCGCGGUGGGCGCGUACAUCCCGGCCGGCGCCGCGGGGCUCCGCUUCGACGACUUCCAGUCCCUCCACCGCGCGCUCGGGGACGCGCUGUUCGGCCCCAUCCCGGAGACGGUGCCUGAGGAGGACGUCGAGGGGGACAUGGAGGAGGCGUUCCGCGUGUUCGACGAGGACGGUGACGGCUUCAUCUCGGCCGCCGAGCUGCAGGCCGUGCUCAGGAAGCUCGGCCUGUCCGAGGCUCGGAACCUGGCCACUGUGCAGGAGAUGAUCUGCAGCGUCGACAGCAACUGCGACGGCCGCGUUGACUUCCGCGAAUUCAAGAACAUGAUGAUGCAGGGGGUCACCGUAUGGGGCGCUUAGCUGCAGCGCACCUGCCUUGUCGUUCCCUCAGCUCAGCUGCCUUUGUGUGUACUUAAGGGUGUUAAUGAACUCUGAAUUUUACGCUAUAAAAUUUAAUGGUCGG
Zea mays is the source of this 771-nucleotide messenger RNA. RefSeq lists its product as uncharacterized. The record is from RefSeq and is marked provisional. Gene Ontology annotation, molecular function: calcium ion binding. The coding region runs from base 102 to 668 and encodes 188 amino acids. The transcript has a single exon. Lineage: Eukaryota; Viridiplantae; Streptophyta; Magnoliopsida; Poales; Poaceae.